Messenger RNA from Botrytis fragariae, 2019 nucleotides. RefSeq lists its product as uncharacterized. The coding region runs from base 1 to 2019 and encodes 672 amino acids. The record is from RefSeq and is a predicted model, not a curated record. The transcript has 5 exons. NCBI's taxonomy places the organism in Eukaryota, Fungi, Ascomycota, Leotiomycetes, Helotiales, Sclerotiniaceae.
AUGAAGUGGGCGAUUCUCUCGAGUUUAGUGCUCAGCUUGGCUCUUCCUGUCAUCUCUUCGCCUGUUCCUACUGGUCUUAUACCAUACAAGAAAUAUGCCGGAGAAGAUCACUACUCAAAGACUGAAGUACAAGGCGCAAACGUAGAAAUUGUCUCUUCUCUAGAAGAAAGGCAUUCGGCAUUAGAUCUCGCAUAUUUUCCCCUAGCCAUUCAUCUACCGCCCAAUUCUGUUAUGUUCCAGGUUAAAAGCUACACCUGGCGAGGGAGGAAAGUAACAGGAUUCAGCAAGGCGACUUGCGUGGAAUCUUUCACCACCGGUAAUGCAAUCGUUACAACUACCGAAGUGGAAACGGACGAUUCUAUCUUAGGAGACUUUCUACAUUUUUUGACAAACCCCACAGAAAUCAUUGUCGACGCACUCGAUCUGAACCUAAGACUCGGAUUUCAAGGGGUAACUGGGCAUUUCGAGAUAUAUAUUAAGUUCGCUAUAGCAGGAACUUAUAUCGUUCCUAUAUUCACAUCAGAAAGUCUCCUAAGUAUCCAGCUUAAUGAUAAAGACUCGAUUGGAUUGAUAUUUGAGAUUGAAUUAGCAUUCAAAGUCACUGGGCCAGUGAAUGUUAUUGCUGGUUUUGAAGUAGAAAUUCCAGAUGAUACUUUUAUCAUCCUAAAUUCACUUAGUGGAGAGCUUGUAGAGGAGAACCUGAAAGGAAUCAAAGCGAAAGCCACACCGGCAAAAUUCAAGUCCGGAGCUGGAUGCUUCAAUGUAGCUCUCAGAUUCAAAUUGAAAGCUGGUACUCCUGUGGAAGUUUUCAAUUUCGGCUUCAAAUUCGAGGCAGGCACAUACAUUGACGCUCCUCUACACAAGGCUUGCAUUACUUACCAGAUAGACCAACCAUAUACCCUUAAUUUUACAGAGAAUUUCAUUAUCGACGUUGCUGUCUAUGCUGAUGUAGCCAAGGCAAUCGACAUUGCAACAUGGGCAGCUGGGCCUACUGUGGUGUCAACUCUGUACAUUGCGCCGUUACCUUCGACGUGCUUCGUCAGUACUACUUCAACAGCUCAGAGAACCCUUGCGUCUUCGACAAUAAGCAAUCAUAUUACUUUAACACCGGAGCUCGAGACAACGUCGAGGAAGAGUACACAAGAGAUGCCUUCCACAACUAUCCGGACAUACUCAAGCAAUGCUACAACAUCGAGUUCUUCUUCCGCAGCGACAAAUACACCCAGUGGAAUAAUAUCAGUGCCUGCAACGGUACCAUUCUCAAAUUCAACAAGAGUCUUCAUCUCGCAUACUCGCCUCGUUCAAACAUAUGGCAGUGAGACCGAUUCAUUUCCAGCCGGUGUCAUCAAAAUACCCAGUUCCUCUGAUUAUACUACCAAAAGUGAGACGCCAUUACCGAUAGCCACCACCGACAAUACCUUCAUCGUACCAACCCAGAGCGAGGAGCAUGAUGAUUCUGCAUCUAUCUUAAACGAUCUUCCAAAAGUCACUGUUAAUUCUAAAAGUACUUACACCAUCUACAGCUGUGCAAAAGAAGCCAUCUGGUGUCCAUCAACCAUGCUCUUCCCACAGAUUCUGACAAAGACCGUCGCCGAAAACACAGCCAUCAGCUCCUCAUCUAGCACCCUACUCAGAGUCUCUGCCAUUCAUACAGUUUCAGACCAACCAUCUCCUACCUCUAUCACUCUCCUUCCUCCCACUUCACUCCCCGCCAUUGAACCCCCCCAGAUCACCAACUCACAUUCCGCCCUCGGCACUGAUACCCCCACACACCAGCAUCACCGACGAUGCAACUUUCAUCGCUUACCCCACCCCUAUCAUCGAACGAAUCGAAACCACCAUCAUCUAUUCAACAAUCGAAGAACCAGAACCGGUACGAUUGAGGCAGAUCUGAGCUGUGAUAAAAUCAGAAGACAACUUUUGGGAAAGAUACCAGAGACAGCUUCGGCAGCGGGUAGAAGACGAACCACCAGUAGUACUAAGACGACUGUGCCAAGUAUUAGCAGAGGUAGUAAAUAG